CCUUAGCUGGACCAAUCAGAAACUUAUUAGUGUUAUCGUCUACGACUACUAGCUACCAUUGGGAUCUGUGCCUGUUCCUAUAUUAUAUAUCCGAGAGUUAUCACAGCUAGCUGUACCAUUGAAACCUCUGGUUGUUCCUAAAACCCAUAUGCUAUAAGCCCAUAGCACCAGAAUUUCCAACAAGAUGGCUUUGGAUACUCUCCUCUCAUGGUCAACCACCGAGCCAUUUACAAUCCCAGCCACAUUGUUGUUUUUCUUUUUCCUUCUUUUCUGGUCACUCAAGAAAAGAAGCCAACCUAACACACCCAAAAAGGCAAACCCGCCACCGGAAGCUGGCGGUGCAUGGCCUUUUAUCGGCCACCUCCCCCUCUUAGGUGGGUCCCAACCACCUCACAUCACGUUGGGAAGCCUGGCUGAUAAAUACGGACCCAUCUUCACCUUGCGUUUAGGUGCUCAUCGAGCUUUGGUGGUGAGCAACUCAGAAUUAGCCAAAGAGUGUUUUACAGUAAACGACAAAGCGUUUGCUACUCGUCCCAAAACUUUAGCCAAUGAAAUUGUGGGUAAAAACUUAUUUGGUUUCUUACCCUACGGUUCAUAUUGGCGUGACGUGAAAAAGAUAGCCACAGUGGAAGUCCUUUCCGCCAAACGCACGGAGAUGCUGAAGCAUGUGAUGGAACAGGAGGUGAAGGCAGCAAUGAAAGAUAGCUAUGAUUCUUGGGCAAAGAUGAAGGAGAGUGGUAGUGAAAAAGUGGUGGUUACUGAGAUGGAGAAAUGGUUUGCGGACAUAACACUGAAUGUGGUGUUCAGAACGGUGUUAGGAAAACGCCUAGUUGCGAGAAUGGGUAGUGAUGGGAAUGAGGAAGAGAACAAAAAGAUUCGGGAGGUAGUUAGGGAAUUCUUUCGUCUCAUGGGGUUAUUUACUGUUUCCGAUGCUCUACCAUAUUUAAGAUGGUUGGAUUUGGAUGGUGAGGAGAAGAAAAUGAAAAAAACAUCUAAAGAAUUAGAUGACCUUGCUACGGUUUGGCUUGAGCAACACAAACAAAAGAGAAAGAAUAAUGGUUCAGGGGAAUGGAAAAAGGGUGAAUAUGACUUUAUGGAUGUGUUUCUUUCAAUUGUAGAUGAUGAAGGUUUCCAUGGUCAUGAUGGUGAUACCAUAAUAAAAGCGACAUGUCUGCAACUAAUUUUGGCCGGCACAGAUACUACGACGGCAACAUUAACUUGGGCUAUCUCUUUACUUCUCAACAAUCGUGAAGCCCUAAACAAGGCCACACAUGAGAUAGACACACAAAUGGGAGGAAGAACUAAGAUAGUGGAAUCAGACUUGGAGAAAUUUGUGUAUCUUCAAGCCAUUAUUAAGGAAACAUUGCGCUUAUACACAGUCGUUCCGUUAAAUGUGACUCACAUGUCUAUGGAAGAUUGUGUUGUGGGUGGAUACCAUGUGCCCGCUGGCACGCAUCUCCUGACUAACAUUUCAAAAAUUAACCGAGAUCCUUCAAUAUAUUCUGAUCCAAUGGAGUUUCGUCCAGAGAGAUACCUCACAACCCAUAAAGACCUUGAUCUGAAGGGCAAAAAUUUUGAGUUCAUCCCAUUUGGUUCAGGCAGAAGAAUAUGUCCAGGAAUCUCUUUCGCUCUUCAACUGAUUAAAAUGACACUUGCUACAUUAUUGCAUGGGUUUGAUAUCGUGACUCUUGAUGGAGGACCAGUUGAUAUGGUUGAAAUGUCCGGGUUAACCAACAGCAAUGCUUCUCCAGUCCAAGUCAUUCUUACACCACGGCAAUCUAACCAAGUUUACAGUCAAAAUUAAAAAAAAUUAUGGUUGAAGCUACCGUUGUGGGAGUGGGCUGCAUAAUUUCUGGUGUACUUGAUACUAGUUCUUACCCUGCCUUAGGUAUCUCUUUCUCGGUGGUUGUUUCUGAUUGUUCUCUGCUGGUCUUGGCGAUUUCCCCCAUCUAUCUAUUAUUGGCGUGGCUGCAGCACGUUGGUCCUGUUAAGCUUGUGGUUGUUGUGUCCCUUUAUGUUACUUCUUUAUUGUUUUUUGUUGCUAUUUUUUCGCCCAGUUGUUUUUAGAUGCUUCAAUUCCUUUGUUUUUCUUUAUUGUGUCUUGGGUGUUGUUGUCUUAGUGUUGUUUUUGUUUUUCUAUUGGCUACUUUAAUUUGGUAAGCCUUGUACCCAAGUUUUUUGUUAUCUAAUAAUAUUUUUUCAAUUUUCAAAAAAGAAA
Lotus japonicus is the source of this 2218-nucleotide messenger RNA. Its product is annotated as cytochrome P450 CYP82D47-like. Gene Ontology annotation, biological process: defense response to other organism. The coding region runs from base 185 to 1804 and encodes 539 amino acids. The record is from RefSeq and is a predicted model, not a curated record. NCBI's taxonomy places the organism in Eukaryota, Viridiplantae, Streptophyta, Magnoliopsida, Fabales, Fabaceae. Gene Ontology annotation, molecular function: monooxygenase activity; oxidoreductase activity, acting on paired donors, with incorporation or reduction of molecular oxygen; iron ion binding. The transcript is spliced from 2 exons.